GACAUUGCAAGAUAUAGCAAAUUGAUCUCCCCAAAGAACACUGGGCACAAUGAGGAGAAAGAGGAGAAGUUGCUUAAGAGAUGUCCUCCUGGCCAUGAGGGGACAAGGUUUGUGGACAUACCCGCCACCAUUCUAGAUGUGUCUGGCACCAUCAUUGCAUGGUACCUUCCAGACAGCCUGACAGCCGAAACACAGAAGGAAAUUUGGGCAGCCACUGAGUUGCUGUCUCCAAGUCUGGAAAGAAGUGUGAAGUGGUUCAAACACCGCUUAGAAGAUGUUGGUUUACCUGCUGGGUGCAUCAAUUUAUCUCCGGCAUGGUUUCAACAGGGGCACGAGAAUCUAGCGGACCUGGAGGUAUCUGCAUCAUUAAAGGGACCAUUGUCCGAGGGAAUCCUAAAUUCCAUUGCGAGGCCGGCAGCCAUCACAUCAGCAGCACUCAGGAUCAUGCAUCCAGAGCAGUACUGGGCAGGGUUACGAACAUUUUCAAGCCUCGGAGAAAAGGCAGAAAGCAAGGAACUGCCAAGAAUGUCCAAGAUCCUCCAGUACUGGGCAUCCAUGUUUAACACACUAUCU
Messenger RNA from Suillus bovinus, 573 nucleotides. RefSeq lists its product as uncharacterized. NCBI's taxonomy places the organism in Eukaryota, Fungi, Basidiomycota, Agaricomycetes, Boletales, Suillaceae. The annotation marks the transcript as partial. The record is from RefSeq and is a predicted model, not a curated record. The transcript has 4 exons.